Molecule: messenger RNA, 3504 nt
Organism: Penicillium brasilianum
Lineage: Eukaryota; Fungi; Ascomycota; Eurotiomycetes; Eurotiales; Aspergillaceae
Source: the annotation of a GenBank genome assembly
GCAUUCUUCUCCAUCUCCUCUUUCUUCCCAUCUCCCGUGUCAAUUCGCGGUGGCAGUCCCCCUGGCAUCGGACCCAAGUACUGUGGAUCGUCCGUAGCCACCACCGGGCUGCUUAUGCUUCCAUCAUGCUUCAUGCUUCGUGCUGCUCCAUCGAAUAAGAUCCUGUGUCCCACCUUUAAUCCAACCUUCCCCAUCUCCCAGCACUCCACACUCCUUCCAUCCAUCCAUCUGUCUCUUACUCCUCUACGGGCACUAUUUCUGUCUUCUUCAUCUCCCUUGAUCAUCACACUCUUUCUCAUACACCUCGUCCAUCCAAGACGAGCAUUCAAGUGAUCAAGAUCUCGUCGCGUGUCAUCCAUCUCACCUCAUGGACACAACCUUGACCUGCCUUCAUCAACAUUUCCAAUCCGCUUGCUCUCUCUUUUUGAUUCUUCCCUUCUCCCAUCUCUCCUCAACUUGCUUCCCUCCAAUUCUCAAUCCCCCCCGGCUUCUGAUCUUUCCCCAUUUUCUUUUCGCUUUCUCCCAUCCAUUCCCUUCCGUCAUCCUUUGACCACCCCUCUCUUUACACUACCCGCCUUCUCAUCCUGGUUAUCAUUUCCCUCGAAGAAUCCGCUUCAAGUCAAAAAACAGUCUUGACUAACUCUCUCCCUUGAAGACCCUCGCGAUGGUGGGCAGACGAGGAAAGCGAGGCGCCGCCGCGGCUAAUGCCAGCCCUGCGACGCGAUCUUCGCGCAAUCCACCCACUACUGCACAAGCUCCCCGUGCUCGUGGCCGCGGCCGUGGCAGAGGUCGCUGGGCCAAUCACUGGGCCAACCGCAUCCUUCCUGGCCGCUCGACCAACGCUGGUCAUGAGGAUGACGAAGGGGAGUCGCCUAAGCGCUCCCACAUUCUCAAGUUCAAGGUGCCUUCUCUCCGGAAAUUGGGUCUAGGAAUCUCUUCCACCAAUGCUUCCUCCCCGGAUCAGGCCGACGCUUCCACUGAGCCAGCCAGCACCCCUACAGGCUCGCAGAAUCCCGAGACCCCUCGUGCUCGCCGUUCCAAGCGUGCCAUGGCAGUUCCUGAAUCCUCCCGCACCACUCGCCAGUCUGCUCGUCUCAAGCCUUCAGAUGAGAUGGCCACUGAGGAAGCCACUCCCAGCAAGUAUGCUGAUGACGUCGAUGCCGAUGCUGAAGCUGAUGCCGACGAUGAUGUCGAUGUCGACGCCGACGCAACGGACGUCGAGGAAGACAGCUCCUCGCCUGAAAAGCCAGACCAAGACGACGUGGAUUACACACCUAAACUCCGCCUCCGCCUGAGCCCCCCCAAGCCUCCCACUCAAAAGCUAUCCCUCACCUUCUCCAGUCACACCACAGAUCACGACCAACCCAAGGCCCUCACAGAAGACAUCGCCAUGCCGGAAUCAUCAGAGUCUCCACAGAAAGACUCUCAGGACAAUGAUGAUGAGCGUCAAUCUGCCUUGCUUAAUUCCGAGCUCCCGCAAACUUCAUUCUCUCCCCGACUCUCCCGAAAGCGCAAGUCCACCGAGAUGAAGGACGAGCCGCAAGAAUAUGAGUCUGCCGAGAUGCCCGAGCCGAGUGGCAUAGCCACUAAGAAGCUCAAGCUCGAAUACACCGACUCUAUCCCUGCCAUCACCCUUCAAAAUGGCAAUGGCAAUACGACCGAAUCCGCGCAAGAGUCCACUUCAGAGGACAACGCCAUCCCUUCCGCCGAGAACCUCGACCCCGCAGUUGCGGCUUCCAUUGAAGACCCAACUGAAAGUGGGCGAGGACGCGGUCGUGGACGAGGACGUGCCCGUGGCCGAGGUAGUCGUGGUGGUGCCGGUAGCCGUGGCGGUGCCCUUGCUCCGACCCGUGGAGCAGGCGUACGUGGCCGCGGUGGCCGUGGUCGAGGACGUGGUCGUUGGGCAACCGCAGCAGCCAUCCGACGAGGAGGCAAGCGGAUCGAAGACGAGAUCUGGGAUAGCGAGAGCCGGCGCCGGACCCCUUCCCCAGUGCCCGCCACACAGCCGAUUAAGGACCGUGCUGAAGAGUUGGCGGCGCUGUUCAAGAAGGUGGGCCAGGCACAGCAGCUGGCCUUGAGUGUGCUGGCAGAACGCUCCAUGCAGAAGAUUGCGCGAGACAAGAACGCGCACAUGGAGUGCCACGAGUACGAUCAGUUGCUUCGCGAGCUGGGUGAAUACGAGCGCAAGGCUCUCACCCGAUGCCGCGAUCAAUAUGAUCUGAAAGUGGCCGCUGCCGAGAGGGUUUACUUGGGGAACCUGGCCAUCGUGGAGAAGCGGACCCAGGAACGGCUCGCGAACAUCCAAGAUGAGAUGUUCUUCGCUGCUCGGGGCAAGUACAUCGAGCUGGUGACGGGCCGUCGUGCCGCCGAAGAUGACGAGCACACGGAGACGGACGGAUCAGACGCGGAGGCCGAAGAACCUCGCUUCCUCUUCCGCAUUGGCAAAGCCGGCCUGCGAGAACUGGAGCGUGGGUUCUUCGCCGACGCAGUCCGGGAGACAGACGGCGCGGCUGCUCUGGAGCGAGGCGAGCAAGAAUGGGAGGACUUUAUCAUGAAGGUCCGACUUGGGGAGGACUUGAAUCCCCAAAUGCAAGCCCUCGACUCCUUCAUCGAGGCAUCCACGGACUCCGUCGACCGGAUCGUGGACUCACUCAUCCAGGCAGCCCGCGUCGUGGCUGAAGAAUCCGACGUCCCGCGCAGUUACGAUGGCGCCGCCGACGUCUCCAAGGCCCUCUCCGUUUUGGCCGAGACCGCGCUCUCGGACCAUCACCCUUCACCCUCCUCCUACUACCCCCAGAUGCGACCUGAUCAACAUCUGGCGGGAGGACACCGCGCCCUUCUUCCCCAGCCACAGGGGGUAAAUGUGGCACAACCUGCACCUCCGGGCAUGGCCCAUGGCCCAACCGACCCGCGCUCCUUCAUUCUCCCGCGACCAACGCCAACCCAGCAGCCGCGUCGCCUUCUUCCCGCGCGGUCGCCCCUGGGCAUGGGUCUGCCCGACCCCUUCGCCAUGACCGGUCCCCCGCAGCUUCCCCCGCCGCCGGGUUCAAAUUUCCACCGGCUGCCACUGCCUUCGUGGCCUCCCGGUCCUCCCCAGCAGGGUGGACAGCCGCCCGGGCCCGGUCAUGGUCCGGGAAGUACAGGGCCUCACGGUGGCCCCGGUCCUCACGGGGGUCCACCGUCCUUGUACUUCCCCCCGCCACCUCCACGGCGGUAUUGAGAGGAGGUUGUUUUUGUUCUUUUUUUGGUGGAGGAAGAAAAAGUUUGUGCUCCCGUGAUGGAGCUGGGCAGAAAUGCCCAUGUAUGAGUAUCAUCUUUGGUUCGUGGUGUCGUUUUUUGCCGUUCGCCGCUCGUUGCCCGCCGCGGCAGGGCUGGUUUUUUUUUUCUUUCUUGUUUUUGUCAGAUUCCCAUUUUCAUACCCGUGUACGCUACCCUCGAUUUCUCAUACCCUGUUCACAAUUCUUUGAGCGACGGCGUUAAUUCGAUGUUGAUUUUCAUUGCAAG